Phyllopteryx taeniolatus (common seadragon) is the source of this 3110-nucleotide messenger RNA. Its product is annotated as G-protein coupled receptor family C group 5 member C-like. Gene Ontology annotation, cellular component: intracellular membrane-bounded organelle; extracellular exosome; plasma membrane. The transcript is spliced from 4 exons. Gene Ontology annotation, biological process: G protein-coupled receptor signaling pathway. Gene Ontology annotation, molecular function: protein kinase activator activity; G protein-coupled receptor activity. The record is from RefSeq and is a predicted model, not a curated record. The coding region runs from base 934 to 2121 and encodes 395 amino acids. Lineage: Eukaryota; Metazoa; Chordata; Actinopteri; Syngnathiformes; Syngnathidae.
GUUUGCCUUUCAACAGAUCAAUCAUAGCAUCCUUUCAAUUGCGUAAUCCCAUUUAGUCAUGUCAACGAGGGUCAACUGUGAGACAUCUGUCCACCAGGUGGCGCUCUAAUUUAAGUGUACAAUACAGAAGGAUGACAGUCAGUGUAAUAUCAGAAAAUAGCAACACACACACACACACACACACACACACAGUAUAUAAGUAUAUACAGUCCUUGCAAUAACUCAACGGAAACUGUCGGCAACAAAAGCGCAUUACACCCCUAAGUGAAAAUGUCAAGUGCCACUGCGUGUAUAUACUGCAUGUAUGCAAGUACUGCAGUAUAUGUGUGUAUUUGUAUACACGGUAUGUAUGCAUAUACUGCAUAAAACAAUAUUGAAGAGAUUAUUAUUAGUGUGUAUUCACCCCCACAAUAAUUCUGAUUCGGUUCUCUCCCUGAUGGAUGUGCGUCAUCUGAGACUCAAAAGAGGGAGUUUCAUCCCAAAAGUGAUCUAAUCAGGCUAAUAAUAAAAGGCCAUUAAUCAGCGUCAGUCUGUUGUGCGUGACAAACAAAGCAAAAUGUGUGAGCCACCCGCGUGCGGAGUGGAAACGACCCACUCGAGAGGAGGUGAGUGGCCUCUUUGUUUGGCCCCAUAAACCGCCUGCAACAAAUAAACCGGCUGACUCCUAAUCUCGCCCAAUACGCAAAGCCGCGAACAACAAAGGAGAGGCCGGAUCCGUUCGGACGGAACUCGACCCUCUCGGGCCCGGCGGUCGGCCGAUGACACGUCGGUGCCAUCGCUGCUGGGAAGGAGUGGGCGGACCGGGGGACUCCUGCUCCGGGGGAGUCAGUCGCUCAGCAAGAAAAUCGCUCGGAUUAUCUGCCUGAGGAGCUCACGACUUGUCACAGAAAGAAAAGUCUACCGGGAUCACCUGUUGGAGCUGUGCAGGAAGCGAUGGCGUUUACAGGACCGCCCAAAGGAUGCGGGUCCAGCAUUGGCUCCAUAUACUACAACCUGUGCGACCUGACGGCGGCGUGGGGGGUGGCGGUGGAGGCCGUGGCCGCCGCAGGCGCGGUGACCUCCUUCGUCCUCUUCGUCAUCCUCAUGGCCUGCCUGCCCUUGGUGACGGACGAGAAGAGGAAAGCCACUGUGGCCCUGCAGGCCGGGGUUCUGGUUUUCACCCUGGGACUCUUCGGUCUGGCCUUCGCCUUCGUCGUGGGCCGCUACUCGGCCAGCUGCGCGGCGCGGAGGUUCCUCUUCGGCGUCCUGUUCGCAGGAUGCCUGGCCUGCCUGCUUAUGCACGGGCUGUGGCUCGUCCUGCUGCAGAGGCGGGGCCGCGGGCCCAGGAGCUGGACGCUGUGCCUGGGAGCGCUGGCGCUCUGGUUGGUGGAGGUCAUCGUCAACACCGAGUGGCUCCUCAUCACGGGGGUCCGCAAUCCGCCGGCCGCUCGGGACGCUUCCGAGCCGUCCUGCGGCUUUGACAACCGGGACUUCGUCAUGGCGCUGAUCUACGUGAUGGUCCUGCUGCUCGGCGCCGUGCUGACGGCCGUGCCCUCGCUGACGCACAAGGGCCGACGGUGGCGCAGGGACGGAGCGUUCGUCCUGGUCACGGGCCUCCUCACCGCGGCCAUCUGGGCGGCUUGGAUCGCCAUGUACGUCGGCGGGAACCGAGCGGUGGGAGACGACGGCUGGGACGAUCCCACCCUGGCCGUGGCCGUGGUGUCCAACGCUUGGGUGUUCCUUCUCCUGUACGCGGUGCCGGAGAUCUGCUUACUGACGCAGCGGGACGCGGACUUGGAUCCUCCCCACGACGGCGACCACAUCUACCCGCCCAGGAGCUUGGCGUACGACAACGUUCGCAAGGAGCCGGAGCCUGCCCACCAGACGGUGUACCUGGAAAAUAAAGCCUUCACAAUGGAGGAGCCUCCAACAGAGCCUUCAAAGCCGGUGUCGCCGUACGCCGCUUACAACGGUCAACUGCGAAGUUGCGUCUACCAGCCCACCGAACUCGCCCUGAUCGCCAAGGGUCUGACCAAGAUGGACCAGGACGCGAUGAUGCGGCGCGCCUCGACCUCGUCUUUGAACACGGUGGGAAGCGGCGGCGGCUCACUGCAUCGCUUGGUGGGCUCCUUGGCCUCUUAGCAACCAUAUCGCACGCACGCACGCCCUUCAGAGCGGCCUGCUUGCUUUCACUAGCUUGCUGUGAUGAAUGGCUACUCUUUGCUUCUGUGUGUGUGUGUGUGUGUUUUUUUUUUAUAUAUAUAUGAAAUCCCGAAGUGGAAACUUUGGUUUUUGUUUUUCACCAGGGACAUUUUGUACAUGUGCUGCAUGGUAGUUAUUAUUCAUUAGUUAGGAUUGCUACAUUAAUGAGGUUAUGAUUUUGUUGUUGUUUUCUUGUUAUAAAAUGUACUCGCUGUGGAGAAACAGGCCUUUGUUUGUAGGAUUAUGGUGUUAAUCUCAUUUGCCUUGAACACAUUAUCCUGUAGUGCCUUGAAAUAAUAAACUACGUAAUAUCCACACAAAAAGUGUUCAUUUUAAAAGCCUCUGCGAGAGUUGUUGGCACACGUCGAGAGAGAUCAUUUUGGUACACCUGCACAUUAUAGUGAAAUCAGAAAUUCUGCCUAUAUGAAGAUUAACAUAAAGGUUUCCCACCUUAUUGAAAGGUGUCUCUAAUAUUUUUUUUGCAGAUCAGUAUGAAGCAUUGUGUUAUUCAACAUUGCGUCGGCAGUUGCCGGUGGCAGAGCCGCGUGAGGCAUGAUGCGAUCUGUCAUUUGCAUAUGUCGGCUUGAUAAACUUUCCACUGGCACUGGCAACGACAACCUGGCGACAAAAAGCCAUGCAAUCUCUGCCACUGAUGGGACGGCCGGAGGGGGCAUUAUUGUUUUCGGUUGUUGUUGUACAACAAUGCGCUCUUAUGAGGACAUUGCGAUUUGGUCGAAUGGAGCAGCAGGUUGGUUACACAACAAGCAGAGUGGGUUGCAAGUUGUGCACACCCACAAAAGUGAGCUUUUGUAGAAACAAUAAGAACUGUUUAUAAAUGUUUUCAGGUACAUUCUUGAAAAACUUUUGCUGUACAAUACAUUUUAAUGGAGUCAUUAUCGUAAAGUGCAGUGGUGCUUCAAAUUAUGCUU